This is a messenger RNA of Trichogramma pretiosum, 9078 nucleotides long. RefSeq names its product neurexin-1 (gene Nrx-1). Bases 484 to 5547 code for a protein of 1687 amino acids. The record is from RefSeq and is a predicted model, not a curated record. Gene Ontology annotation, molecular function: calcium ion binding. NCBI's taxonomy places the organism in Eukaryota, Metazoa, Arthropoda, Insecta, Hymenoptera, Trichogrammatidae. The transcript is spliced from 25 exons.
AGCACAGGUUAGUGUGAGUCGAGCAGUGGUGUGGCGCAGAGAGUGGUUGUUAUUGUUGUUGUACUCGAGCGGGCGAGAGAGCGAGAAGGAGACAGAGAUAUAGGGUUGUAGUGACAGUGUGACAAGUGCGAGAAAGGACGAGGACGUCAAGGAUCAAGCGUCAGACGGUGCGUGGACGGUGUGGCUGCUCAUCCAGCGACAGAGAGAGAGAAUAGCAUCGGCAGUUGUAGUUGUGUAGCAGUACGCACUGCACAGCAGUAGUAGAAGAAGCUAUAAAAAGCAGGAGGCAGCCGCAGGGGCGAGAGUGCGCGCGAGUGUGUGUGUCGCGGGGCAUGCAGGUGCGUCGACUGCCGAGCAGUAGUGCUGUUGUGCUGCUAUCGUCGUCGCCGCGGCGCGCAUCGAUCGGUGUGGCGACGACGACUACGUGCAUCGUCGCCACGCUAUCGCGGACAUCAUGCUGAAGCGGCUCGUCGAGGCAGAGAGAUGAGGCCGACGACCAUGAUUGGCGGUAGCCGGCCGUGUUGUCGUCGUACGAGAGCGGCAGCAACGGGCUCGGGGUUACUGCUGCUGUCGCUGCAGCUGCUGCUGCUUCUGCCGCUCGUCAGCGCCUUUUACCUGGAUGGCUCGGCGGGCUCGCACGCGCGCUUCUCCCGCUGGAACGCGGCGCCCAAUGCCAGCCUCGAGCUCGAAUUCAAGACGGAGCAGGGCCAGGGCCUGCUGCUCUACGCCGACGACGGCGGACUCUACGACUUCUUCGAGGCGAAGCUCGUCGAGGGCGCCCUGAGGCUGCGCUACAACCUCGGCGACGGGGCGCAGAGUCUGAGCCUCGGCCGUGAUCUCGGCGACGGUCGCUGGCACAGGCUGCGACUGGCCCGGGCGCAUCACAACACGAGCGUGAGCCUCGACGGCCGGCUCGAGGCGAGCUCGGUGUCGCGCGGACCCGACGUGCAGUUCGGCCGUACCCACGCCAAUUCCGAUCUCUUUCUCGGCGGCCUGCCGGCCUUCUACUCGAGCAAGCUCACGCUGCUGGCGCUUCCGAGCGUCAUCUUUGAACCGCGCUUCAAGGGAUUCAUAAGAAACCUUGUUUACGCCGACGGAGACAAUGUUGUGCCUCGACGCCAAGAGAUACAGAAUCCCGAUCCCAAGUGCGGAGGACUACCCUGCCCGGACAACAAUAUUUCACGCAAAAUGGCAAGAAGUUUACGAGGGAUGGUGCAGGCGAACUCGAGCGACGUUUGCGAGACCAGGGACCCGUGCCAGCACGGCGGCAUCUGCAUAUCGACGGACAGCGGGCCCUUCUGCGAGUGCCGUAGCGCCGAGUACGAGGGCAUGUACUGCGAGAAAGAUAAGGCGUCGUCGGAGGCGUCGUUCCGCGGCACCGAGUACUUGACCAUCGACCUGAGCAAAGGCAAGCCCGUGCUCAGCUCGCAGGAGGGCAUAUUCCUGCAGUUCAAGACGAAACAACCCAACGGUCUGCUCUUUUACUCUGGCCAUGGGCAGGAUUACAUGACGAUAUCCCUGAGGGACGGAGGUGUGGCCGUCGGCAUGACUCUGGCCAACGGCCGACUGGAUAUGCACAUAAAGCCCACGAGGAUACGUUUCGACGAUAACCAGUGGCACAAGGUUAUGGUCCAUCGCAAGGUUCAGGAGAUUUCGUCGGUAACGAGAUUCUGCAGGCUAACGGCGUCGGUCGACGGAAUUUACACGGAACAAGGCCACACGGCGGGUGCUUUCACGAGGUUGGCCAGCGAGAGGCUUCUGGUCGGCGGUGGCGCUGACGCCCGAGAACUCGCUGGCUCGAAGGGUAUCAACAAUUUCGUCGGUUGUAUGCGCAAGGUUGAAUUUCAGGCCGAAGGGGUGCGCAUGGAGCUGGUGGAGGCGGCGCGUAGUGGUACGGUAGGUGCCGCAGCCUGGGGCAAGAUCGAGUUUCAGUGUCGCGACCCGAGAACGUCGGACCCCGUGACCUUUACCACUGGUGACUCACAUCUCGGACCGGCGACAGUGACCAUGAAGCGGCUGCACGGCACCGUCGUCACCUUUACCAGUCCAGAGUCCCAUCUGGUGCUGCCUCCGUGGAAGGGUGCCAAGUCCGGCAGUAUAUCGUUCAAAAUACGCACGAACGAGCCUAACGGACUGGUCAUGUACAGCCGCAGCGGAGCCAUCACUAGGACGGAUCUGUUCGCGUUCGAGAUCCUCGGGGGCUACCUGUAUCUGCACAUGGAUCUAGGCGAAGGCGCGCUCAAGGUGCGCGCCUCGGAGAAGCGCGUCGACGACGGCACGUGGCACGAAGUGGCGCUCAGGCGGGUCGAGCGCGAGGGCCGAGUCGUCGUCGACGACUCCACCAUCGAAUUCCGGCCACCGGGUAAGGAUGAUAACUGUGACGCCACGCAGCUGGACCUCGAUGGACUAUUGUUUAUCGGAGGGGUGGGUGCACCCUUUGCACCGCUCACGGUGCCACCGGUUCUAUGGACGGGCAGCCUACGCCAGGGAUACGUCGGUUGCAUGCGGGACCUCGUCAUCAAUGGCCAGCCCAUCGAUAUUGCUGGUUACGCUCAGCAGCAGGAUUCAGGUGCCGUCAGGCCAGCCUGUCACGUGCAAGGGCCUCACUGCAAUUCCCAGCCUUGCAUGCACUCGGGUAAGUGUAUCGAGGGCUGGAACAGGUUCCAUUGCGAUUGCAGCGCAACGGCUUACACCGGGGCUACUUGCGGCAAGGAUGCGUCGACGCUGUAUCUAAAUGGUUCGCAGCAGAUGACAGCCCUCAUGCCAGAAGACUCGAAAACCCAAGCAGAGGAGCUCGUCAUCAGGUUCAAAACGACGAAGCCCCGAGGACUGCUGCUGGCUACGAGCCUAGAAAACAGCGUGGACCGCUUGCAGAUAUCUUUGGACGAGGGCGCAGCCCGGGCACUGAUACAUAUCGACCAUCAAGAAAAGGAGGUAGUAGCCGGACAAGGAUUGAACGACGACAUGUGGCACACCCUGAAAUUUUCUCGUCGAGGCAAUUCCGUCAAGUUCCAAAUUGACGACGAGGAGCCCGUAAAAGCCGAAGCGAUGCUGGGCGAGAAGAACACGCUCGAAUUCAGGACACUUCACGUCGGCGGUUAUCUGCACUCGAGCGAAGAGAUACCCCGCUUCGUGGGCCAGCUCCAGCAGCUCUGGUUCAACGGCUAUCCGUAUCUGGAAAUAGCGCGGAGCGCGGGUACGCAUCAGACUGCCCAUCAGGGUCUCACACCCAUCAUAAGGAUCAAUGGGAAGUUCGGCAAACGCAAUCAUCCCGUCCAUCAUCCAGUUACUUUUACGUCGAAGCACACGUUCGUCGGACUGCCCAUGCUCAAGGCAUACGUGGAGACCAACAUUUACUUCCAGUUCAAGACUCGUGAAGCAAAUGGAUUGAUACUAUAUAAUUCAGGUCGAGAGCGAGACUUCAUUGCCGUUGAACUAGUCAACGGGCACAUUCACUACGUCUUUGAUCUCGGAGAUGGGCCGGUCAGACUGCGGGACAGUACAAAAUCACGUCUAAACGAUGGCAAAUGGCAUGCGGUUACCAUUGCUCGACCUGCUCCAAAAAGGCAUACUCUAGCAGUCGAUGAUCAUGUCGUCGUGGCUAAUAGCCCUGGAAGCAAUGAAAAUCUUGAUCUAGAUGGAAUUCUAUUCAUCGGAGGUACGGAAAAAGCCCAAUACUCCAUUCUUCCAAAGCCAAUUCAAAGUCGGCAUGGUUUUGAGGGAUGCUUGGCUUCUCUGGAUCUUAGUGGAGAGAGCCCUGAUCUCAUAUCCGAUGCCGUUGUGCCGAGUUCUCUAGUAGAGUCAGGGUGCGAUGCAUACGCAAAUCUACAUCCUGGCAAGAAAUGCAACCACGACAUGUGUGCGAACCAUGGAACUUGCGUGCAGCAAUGGAACAGUUUUACGUGUGACUGCGAUAUGACCAGUUUUUCUGGGCCUACUUGUACAGAUGAAUCGCCUUCGUAUGAAUUUGGGGCUGGUCGAGGAGUCAUCACGUACACUUUCCCACCCGAUCGUAGACCAGAAAUGAAGAGAGAUACUUUGGCAAUGGGAUUUAUCACUUCAGUCAACGAUGCCAUACUUUUGCGAAUUGAAUCGGCAUCGAGCAACGAUUACCUCGAGAUUGAAAUCGUGGAAGGAAAUGUUUUCGCCGUUUACAACAUGGGUACGAGUGAUCACCCCAUCGGUGAGGUCGGCGUCAAGGUUAACGAUAAUCAGUAUCACGUGCUGAGAUUCACGCGAAGCGGAGCCAACAGUACUCUUCAAAUAGACGACUACAAUCUUCAAUCCAACCACCCACAAGGAAAUCAACACGCGGUUUUCAACAGCCAAUCCACCAUUCAAAUAGGCGGCCGUUGGAAUCGCGGUAAAAAUAAGAUUGACAAAACCUUCAUGGGUAUCAUAUCGGGGCUGAUCGUUAACGGCGCGAGGAUAUUCGAGCUAGCCGCUGCCAAAGAUAACAGAGUCAGCAUCAAGGGCGACGUACAAUUGUUACCACUGGGGAGUCUCGUCGAUAGAGCCGCUCCACUGCAACGCAUGCAACAGACACCGGCAUCGGGCUCACCAGGAGUAGCUGACGAUUUAAUCUUUUCUGGCGCUGGUAGUGGAUGCGCUGGCGACGACGAGGACGAAGACUGUACACCUAUUUACGAAAAUGGAUCAGACGAUCUAAUUACUCCGGUAUACGUGGCUUCAACAAAGUCAACAGUGACCGUGAGGCCCAAAAUCCACGCACCCAGCAGUAAUAUGCAAGAGAAAAACAUACAGUGUGAUGACGAGGAGGAGUGCAACGAGGAGGGCUCUGGUGAUUCCGGCAAUAGCGAGGAUAUUUUUGUUCCCUCUUCCACUGCGAGAUCCAGUCCAACGUCGGGAUACAACACGACCCCGCGUUACGCUGUUCAAUCCAGUUCACCCGGUUUAGCUAUCGGCACGACUCAAGGCAGCAGUAGUCAUCGAGUCGAACCACACACGACGCAGGCUACUCAACACGGUUACUCAGUUACUAGCGAUUCUAUUCCAAGUUCCGCGACGGAGCGGUCAACGACGACGACUACGAGUACGACGCCCUCGACAACAACGACGACGACUACGACGAGUACGACACCCUCAACCACAACGACGACGAGCUACUACACGAUCGAGCACAGAACUACCACGUAUAGAAUACCUUCGUACACGGUCAUAUUGCCGCCCAAAACUACGUCGAACAAUAAUAACAAUAACAAUAAUAAGCGUAUCACGUCCGAGACCGCGGAGAACGCGGCACUGAUUAUCGGCAUCAUCGCCGGUGCUCUCAUCGCCAUCGUUCUCAUAAUCCUCAUUAUCUUGAAGUUCAAAGGCAGGCCCGAGGCCAAUUACAAGAUCGACGAUUCCAAAGGUUUCUGCCAAGAGCCGAAUGCGGCCCUGCUCGGCGCAGCCGGUGGCGGAAGCGCUCAAAUGGCCGGCGCGGGUGGUGGCCAGUCGUAUAACGGCAGCGUCAAGAACGGCCAAGCCGCGAGCAAAAACGGCAAAGGCCGACAGCUCAAAGACAUUAAGGAAUGGUACGUGUAAUAAUUGCCCUGCAAGCCAAGACUGACAUUAUAUAUAAAUAUAUACAUUAUAUAAAUAUACAUACGAAAAAAAAAAUUAUUUAAACUAAUAAAUGAUGAUAAUAACUGUGUGCGCACCUAUUAUAAUAGCUCACUGAUAUACGCACGCGUUCAUGCGAGCGCUCAACUAUGUAUGUAUAUUAUGGCUCUGCUGUCUCUCUAUACGUAUAUUAAUAACCAUCGUGACAUGUAUUAUACCUACAUAAUAAGUUCAUCCAUAAGUACAUUCAUUAUAUAUUGUAUAUGUGUAUUACCAUUGAUAUAGGUACAUGCUUCUACAAAAAUCACCUACGCAUACAUAUAUUAAAUGAAAUUGAUCGUGGCAUACAUGACUCGGUUACCGCUUACACAUAUAUAUUACCUAGAUAGACAUUAUUUUCAAAGUGUUCAAUUAAAGGUGAUUGAAUCAAUGGAAAUUAUGAAAGAAAAAUAAUACUCGCGAAAAAGGUCUUCUUUUGCUAAGUAUACUUUUUAUUACUUAAAUGCAUAUGCUUGAACACACUGUAUUAAUGAUUGCAAACUGUGUGUAUGAUAGUAUUAAUAAAUGCAUUUUCUGUGACAAGUGAUUCGCGAAGCACGUACUAUGAGCGCCAUGUAUAUGUAUGAGUGCAUUUAAUCGAGCGAACUUGAGAACAAGUUCGACUAAAAAAUUUGCGUGUAUUUUAAAGUCACGUGUGGUUUAUAAAUAUAUAAAUGGAAUACUAAUAUUAUCAACAUUGAGAAAAUGAAAGUAUUUAUGUAUGAAUAAAAAAGUAAAGUUUAAAGCUUUGCUCAUAGUUUUAUUGACCAAAUAGAGCGUACAGUUCGUUUUUCUCUCCAUAAUUAUAUGUUCUGUUUGUAACGAAAAUAUUGCGUAUGGUAUGCGUGUGAAUGUCGUUAUGCAGUGCUUUUUAUAACUCUUUUUCGCGCCUUUUUGGAUUUUCAUUUUGUAUAUAAUCAAAGCCGGGCACGAUGCUUGUAAUUUAUAACUAUUCUAUAAAUCUGCUGACAUUCGGUGGUCUUCAUUGUUCAAAGCUGCGCAUAAAAACUUCUCUUCUUCGUCUAUCCUCUUCUUCCAACCUGUUGCAAUUUUUCAACGUUAGAUUGUAUUCUUUUGACUCGAUAUACAUAUGAACAUAAAAGAAAUCUGUAGCUCUUAUAAACAUCUAGUCAAUACUGUUCAUCACUUGACCUAUAGACAAAAUACUAAAAUUGUUGUUGUGUUUGCGUGAUGAUCACUAAAAAAAUUCUUUAUACAUCAAAUAGUUCCAUAAAAUAUUUGGAUAUAAAGAUGAUUGGACGAAGCAUUGAAAUGAACAGAGUUUAAUAAUGCGUAUGAUUCCAUUCUCAGCAAGUAAAGCAUUUAUUGUUGCAUAGAUGAUAGUAUUAUAUAAAUAUUACAUAUAAAUAAGAAAUAUUUGUAAAUUGUGUUAAAUGUGUAAAUUGUUUAUUAAAUUUUAGAUUUUAUUGAAGUGAAAAAAAUGUGUAGACUUCAUACUAUAGUUAAUGAAUUGGUCGGUAUACUGAUACGGUAUAAAUAUUAUAUUCGUACAAACGUAAACGAUGCAUAAAUAAAAUUAUAUCAAAGCUACGCUAAGCAAGUUGGUAACGAAGCCCGAUUUAGAUGAAAAGCAAACCAUAAGUAUAUGCGAGUAAAUUUAGUCUGCUUGAGUCGAUGCAGUAAUUCGCCCAAUAAUUCAAAGCAUCAGUAGAUUAUGAGAGAAGCGAAUUUAAACCGUGACUGAAGUUACAUAAGAAAGUCUAAACUGUUCCGAUGCCGAUACACUCCCGUUUCUUACGAUUGUGACUCUUAAACUAUUCAAGUAUUAUUGAAUGCGGUUAUAGAAGUACCGGAGGCGUAAUUUUAAAAUACACUCAUUUUCAAAACCUAUAAGCGUUCCUUGAGCCUGUCCGAGGCCAAUCGUUCCCAAAUUUGAGCAAUGAUCGUAAUUUGCUGGAUUAGAUCCACUGGAUUAUUAACUAAAGUUAGUAUGAAUGUCUUAAUAAAAGACGUCUGCGCAUAUCAAGAUGUCUCUAAAUAAUUAUUAUAAGCAUAUAUUAUACAAAAAAUGCUCGAUUUAUUGACGUCGAAUCGUUACAUAUGAAAUAUUUUCCAUUUUAUAUUUCAUUGAGAUUUUGCAUGUUUUCUAAAAAAAAAUAUCGAGUUAUAUCCGACGGAAACGAAUUUAGCCAGAGCAAUAAAAUUUAGACACAGCAAGUUCGAGCGUAAUAAUUUUCGCGUGGAACGCGGACGCGACGACCAACAGUGCGCGAUUCAAGAAAGUAGACAAAAAACAUAAACGAAUUCUCCGUAUCGCAUUUUAAAAUCUGAUUUUUGAAAUAUUUUGAAAACCACGAGGAAUUACCAAGUAUAUGAUAAAAAAUUUCGAACAUUGAAUUUUUAUUAGAAUUGCUCACGUUCUGCACGUGUUUUAGUAAAGAUUGAUUCCGUCAUUUGUCUGUACUAGAGGAUGAAAAAUGAAUUAAAAUAAAUAAAAAAAAUGUUUUGUGAUAAUGAAUGUUGAUUGAAAGCACAUUAUUUUAUAAGCUACAUCAUUUAAUAUAAAAGAUAAAAGUAAGAUGAAUUCGAAAGUUACGUUUUGAUGCUCAAAAAAGGCUGCAUAAGUAUAGUAUAGUUUUGAUGGUUGAAGAGACAUUUAAUCACUCGCAUAUCAAUUUGAAUCACAAUGAAACAAGUACAACAACGUGUUAAUUCGCCACUAUUAUAACCCUAAUUUUUUAGCUCUUUAUUAAUCAAUGUUAUAGAUAACAAUUUGCCAAGAAAAAUAAAUGUGUAAUUCUUUUUUAUCAAAAAAGUUUGGCUUGGAAAGUUAACUAAGUGUAACGAAUUCAAAGUAAAACUGCACUGCAACCCUUUACAAAUUCAGAUGCAAUUUUUAUUAGUAAAUUCUAAUAAUGCUGCACCCUAUGCACUAUUUCUGGUUAACAUUCCAAUUGAUCGAUUGUAAAUCGUUUUCGAAGAUACUUUUAUCAAAGUAAUUCAAUAAAUAUUCGUAAUGUUUGACGUUUAAAAGUGUAUUCAACGUGUUCAAAACAAAAUCUUAAUUGUUUGCUUUUUUACAAAAAUAUUAAUAAAACAAAUUGAGUGUAUUGCAAUUAUAAAUAUCAAUAUUGUUCAUGCAUACGAUUCACCCGCACUCUCAAUUGUUGUUAUAGAUUCUCUCACGACCGUCAUGCGCGUGUGCGAGACCCGUAUUCAAGCAGUGUCGAUGAUCAUAAUCAUUGGGCACUUCAGACCUCACCACAGGUGUUUACGCAUAGCGUAUAAGGUCUACGUGACACUGUGAGAUGUAGGCUCAAGUGUCGACGUUAUGCUCUGACGUCUCAUAGGCACAGCGCAUUGAUCGGUAAGAUAGGGCACUUUAAUUGUGUCGUUGCUUUUGGAGUCGGUUGCCGGGCUACGAAAAUGUUGUCGCGCGUAUUUUGUUUGUUUCGUUCGUUUGUAUUACGCUCGAUGUAUUUUGUUACUCUGAAUAAAGCCUCUGAACGAUAA